Molecule: messenger RNA, 699 nt
Organism: Colletotrichum graminicola M1.001
Lineage: Eukaryota; Fungi; Ascomycota; Sordariomycetes; Glomerellales; Glomerellaceae
Exons: 1
Coding region: 1-699 (232 amino acids)
Source: RefSeq, a predicted model, not a curated record
AUGCGCUUCUCCAUCCUUACCACCGCCGGUCUCCUCGGCGUAGCUGUCGCCGCCCCGGCCCCCUCCCCCGUCGCGCUCAACUUUGACGAUGUCGUCGUUGUUGGCCAUGAUGGUACCCAUCAGAUCAUGAAGAGUGCCGAGUACGACGCUCUCCAGCAGUCUGGCUCCGCUCUCGCACCGGCUCCCCCCCUCAAGAUCCGUGAUGUCUCUCGCCGCGACUGCGCACAGUCCACCGAGAUCCAGAUCAUGUCGGAUGAUGAGUUUCUCAACUGGGACGUUGCCAUCUCCCCUGUCCUGAGCUCCAACGGCGGCGCCGCGACUGUCUCCGUUUCCAACGGUUACUCCAUCGCCAACACCGUCACUGUCAACGCUGGCAUCACGGCCACCAUUGAGAAGGUCAUUGGCCUCUCCCUCUCCGUCAGCUACGCUCAGAGCUGGACCACCACCGAGACCCAGACCAUCGGCUUCAGCGUCCCUGAGGGCCAGUUCGGCGUCGUCGUCUCCCAGCCUAGCGUCCGCCGCGUCACUGGAAACGUCCUCUCCGGCUGCACCGACAGCCCCGACAAGAGCAGCUUCGUCUCCGAUACAUACACCUCGCAGUCCUACGGCAGCCUCUCUUGGGUCAAGGGCGUCAUUCGUCUUUGCAACAGCACCACCUACCCCAUCCCCUACUGCAUUGGCCAGGGCACGCACAGCUAA